UGGUAACUUAAUGUGUGUUCUUGCCGCUACAGAGAAACCUCUAAAGCCACAAGGAAGUGAUUGUCAUUCCUGAGGGAGUAAUUGCUUUAACAGCAAGCCAGUGAGAGGGAAUAAAGAGAUAAGGUUAGGGCUGAAGAUGAACAACUCGGUGAAAGUAUUGCUCCUCCUCUUGAUAUGCGCCACCAUUGAUGUCCAGGAGGCCAGGAUCCAGGGAAAAGAAGACGCCUCUGUUCAUAGAAGAAGGCCAGACACAACCACCAGCAAAUUUUGCCUGUUCAAGGGGCAGUUAUCGAACUCAGAGACCUGCUGCAUCACACUUAACCGGCCAGAGAGCCUGGACAUGUGCGGCUUCAACACUUCAAAUCCUUUGGUGAUGAUCAUCCAUGGGUGGACGGUUGAUGGAGCCCUCGAAGGCUGGAUCUGGAAGUUGUCCGCGGCACUCAAAGUAAAACUGAAGGACGUUAAUGUGAUUGUAGUUGAUUGGCUGACUCUGGCGCAUCGACAUUAUCCAGUCGCAGUGAAGAAUACACGAAUAGUCGGCCAGGAGAUUGCAGAUUUAUUGGACUGGCUGGAGGAAUACUUUAGGAUUUCAAAAGCGAAGGUUCAUCUGAUUGGAUACAGUCUUGGGGCUCAUGUUUCAGGAUUUGCUGGAAGUUAUAUCAGUGGACCAACCAAAAUUGGGAGAAUUACAGGUCUUGAUCCUGCUGGACCCCUGUUUGAAGGCAUGUCAUCAACAGAACGUUUAUCUCCUGAUGAUGCAAGCUUUGUAGAUGCACUUCACACCUUCACGCAAGAGCACAUGGGCCUGAGUGUUGGAAUCAAUCAACCCGUGGCCCACUAUGACUUCUAUCCAAAUGGUGGCACUUUCCAACCUGGCUGUCAUAUCAAACACGUCUACAAUCACAUCGCGCAGUACGGAAUUCUAGGUAUUACAGAAACUGUGAAGUGUGCACAUGAGAGAUCAGUACACUUGUUCAUUGAUUCUUUGCUGAAUGAAGACAAGCAAAGUGUUGCAUAUUGGUGCAGUGACCUGAGCACGUUUAACAAGGGAGUCUGUCUGAGCUGCAGGAAGAAUCGAUGCAAUACACUGGGCUACAAUAUUAAAAAGGUCCGAACACAAAGGAGCAAAAAAAUGUUUCUGAAAACCCGUGCUAACAUGCCAUAUAAAGUCUAUCAUUACCAAUUCAAGAUUCGCUUCAUCAACCAGACAGAGCACCGUAAGUUGGAACCAUCGCUGAAGGUGUCCUUAUUUGGAACAGAGGGUGAUGCUGAAAAUCUACCUAUCAAGUUAGUGGAGAGCAUUACUACCAACAAAACCUACUCUUUUCUGAUUUAUACUGAUGUAAACAUUGGCGAUUUAAUGAUGCUGAAGUUCAAAUGGGAAAACUCUGUUGCCUGGACAAACCUCUGGAGGACUGUUCAAACAUAUUUUCCAUGGAGACAGAACAACUUCAACCCAGAGCUUAUUGUCAGAAAAAUAAGAGUUAAAGCUGGAGAAACACAACAUAAAGUAACCUUCUGUUCACUUAACACCAUCAACAUGCAUCUUCAACCAGCCCAAGAGAAAACGUUUGUUAGAUGUGUAGGUAAUGCAAGACGGCGUCACAGAAGACCGAAGUAAAUACAGACCAAAUAAAGCAACUUGGAACCAAGACCGACAGUGCACAGAAUUCAUUCAAAACUCAUAAGCAGGUUCUGGCUGACAAUAUAUUUUUAUCACCAAAAGGAAGUGCAAAUAUAUUAACGACAACAACAAUAAAGAAAUUUAACCAAAGUCUCAUUGUGCAAAAGAGGUUUAUUAUGAACAAAUAUACUUGUCACUUAAACCACAAUAAUUAAUAUGGCAUUUUGAACAAUUUCAUCUCCAAGGAGAAAUGCAGAAGAGACAAAGUAUUUUUCUAUUUAUUAUGCAAGUAUGCAGGUCUAGUUUAUAAAAGUUUAAAAUCUUAAUUUAAAAAAAAGAUGAAGCAUGAGAAUGAAUACAAAGGGCAUAAAAUGGUGGCUAUGGCUUCCAUAAUAGACUCCUUAAUGCUGCUGCUUGGAACUGCAAGAGGUAAAGCUAUCAAUAAAAGAAUCUGUAUUAAAGGCAGUAAAUUCUCAGCUAAUGGCUGGUUAACACAAUGUGUUGAAGGCCAUACCACAUGAUACACAAAGCAUUUAAAAUACAUUGAUUUAUGGAAAUUCUGUACCUGGAAUUGUAAUGGUACAUUUAAUCUACAGAGUCAAGUAGUUAGUAUGAUUAGAAUGGAAGUAGAAAAAAAAUUGUCCUACAUUGAAAACUGUCAAACUAGUUAAAGAUUUCUACAGAAAAGUAUGUAUAUUUUUAUACUGUAAUUUUAAAGGAACAUUCAUAUUUUACUUGGGAUAAAACAAAAUGGUGAUGUUAUCAGUGUCCCUCAUCAGCAUAAUGAAUUUUAAAUCUUAUACCAUUUAUUUCUAAAUAAUUAUUUUUUUACCACUUACAGUUCACAAAUACGGUAAUAUUUAAAAGCACAUUUUCUAUUUUAAGAACAAAGUUCAAAGUAAGUUUAUUCUCAAAGUACAUAAAUGUCACCAUAUAAAACCCUGAGAUUAAUUUUCUUGCAGGCAUACUCAGUAAAUCCAAGGAAUGUAGUAGAAUCAUAUGUAAAAGACAAUAAAAUUUGCAAGUACAAAAGAAAAAAAAGGUAAUAAUAAUAAAUAAAUAUGCAACAACUGUCAAGAACAUGAGAUGAAGAGUCCUUGAAAGUGAGUCCAUAAGUUGUGGAAACAGUUCAGCAGUGAGGUGUGAAGUUGCACAAUGUUGAGAGAAGUUACUCCACCUUGUUCAGGAGCCCUGAUGGGUGAGGGGUAAUAAUAGUUCCUGAACCUGGUGGUGUGUGUCCUGAGGUUCCUGGACCACCUUCCUGAUGGCCAAAAGAAUAUGUCUGAAAUUCCUGAUGAAGUGAGCCAAAACACUAUUAUUUUUGUAAACUGUCACAAGGCAGCUGUACAAUCACCAAUAAUUUGGUGAAACUAACUUAAUAAGUACGUAUCCUCAUUAGAAGUUUGCACUUCUAAAUCUUUGACAAUUUACUAUUUUGUCCCAAAACUUGCCAUGUUCCAUACAUCUAUAGAGUUUACAAGCUCUGAUUUGGUUGGAUGCUCAACUUGAACAGCAUCCAAUCGAGAGCACCAGGUUUAUUGGGAAAUUUGACUGCAUUUUAUACACACUCACAAUCCUCUUGCUCCAGGCAACUCACUAUUAUAUUCUUUCUCUUUGACAGUAAGGUUGAUGGCAUCACAUUUCAACCAUGUUAAUAGCUUUUAACUCUUUCACUGAUGUGCACUGACCCAGAGCCACUUCAAUGGCAUCAAUAACAAAUAGAGAAGGCAGAGGGAGCUUCACACUGCCUCUUACUGAAUUCCUUAAGUAAACUCUACUAAAUGAUACACCAUUGCCUUUUGCUGAUUUAUUUUGCCUUUCCAUAUCUUUAUGUGGAGAUAAAUUUGUCCAAGAUUUCCAUAUUAAUUUUGGGGGUGUAAGGGCCAUAGUCUUGGCUUGGAUAAAUGUCACCAGUUCUUUCGUCUGAAAAGUUAAGCUUCUUCACCAGUCCUGAUACAGACACUUAAUAAAUUCUAAAACAGUUGAAGGAACAUGUCAAAAUUAAAUGUUUCACAUCCCACACAUUGGUUUCACAUCUCUGCAUUUGUAAAGAUAGAAACUUGACAGGGCGAGGUCUGCAGAACUGGCCCUGGAUUCUCACUUUCACAGCAUCCGAAGAGUCUGCAGUAACAGAUGUCUGGUGACAUUAACAAUAGUCUAAAUGCUUUGUUGACACUGAAAACAAUAGGUUGAAGGCAGCCAGCUGCCCAAUUCCAGUCUCCAGCAGAUGAUACAAAUCCCAGAUUCCAAUCAAAUAGAACCUUGUUCUUUUGACUUCAUACAAAGAGCAGAAACAGAAUCCAAGAAUCUGUAUGCUGUAUGUAACAUGGGUGAACUGCAGCUAAAAUGUGAUUUAACCACACGGACCAAUGAGCACUUUUCCAUCGGUUGAACUGCAAUUUUGAUUGUAAAUACACCUCUCUGCAUUAGAUACUGUACACGUAGAGAUUGCAACCAUUUCUUCCUUAGUACAAAGACCAACCUAAAUGAAAUUAUCAGUAAUUAGCAUUUCUAAGCAGUUUUUUAAAGGGUAGAUUCGAUUUAGUGGCUGCAACUAUUGGCAUUGCUUCCUUCCAUUGUCAUCUAAAGUUUGACUUACUGUGAACUUAAAUAAAAUUACUGUGAUGUUUGUGAGGGAUCUGCAAAAAUGUGGCGGAAAACCUGCUGGUGAUAAAUAAACAUUUACAAUCCCUCAACCUUCUAACAGAAGACGUAAGGGAGGAGGAAAUAAAUAUCAAGGGGCCCUGCUAAAAUUCAUUCAGCUGCCAGUAAUUUAACAGGAAGUGCACCUUUCAUGCAAGUCAUGGCAGGAAAGACAAAUGUCUUAAAAUAACUAAUUCCAAAACAUGUUUUCUUAGAUUUUGGGGACCUUUAAAGAGAAUGUUUAAAUGUUUAAUACCUUGUUUAAAGAAAAUGUUUUUGCAACAUAAUAAUAAGAAAUGUGGGUUGUCUGAGAAUAUUCACAAUAAAAGAAGCACGUUCUGUUUAAACAUCUUUGAUUAAAAUGCCCAAAUACAUUAAUGGGAUAGAUAUUGUAAUAUUUGAGACACCUCAAAUAUUUUAUAUUUUAUUGAUACCACCUGAAACAUCAACUUAGCUUGAUGCUGCUGUGUUGAGUUUGGCAAUUAACUUGUAGACCCAAAGAAAUGUGAGCCAACAGAAUUCAAAGGUCAACUGAAGGGGCAGCCAAUCAGGACUGAGGCAAGCGAACAGGGGCCUAUAUAAAUACAUGGAAUCCCAGACAGAAACACCAGCAACUGCUCACUGAAGAUGUCACCUUGACUGGUGAUGAAACUUCUGUAAGCUAAUUGCCAAAAUCUGCAAACAUCUCAACCCAAACUACCAAUAUUCACCACCACCCUAAACAUCAACUUGGUCCUGGAUGAACUAGG
This is a messenger RNA of Hypanus sabinus (Atlantic stingray), 5016 nucleotides long. RefSeq names its product lipase, hepatic a (gene lipca). Gene Ontology annotation, biological process: lipid metabolic process. The record is from RefSeq and is a predicted model, not a curated record. Lineage: Eukaryota; Metazoa; Chordata; Chondrichthyes; Myliobatiformes; Dasyatidae. Bases 137 to 1621 code for a protein of 494 amino acids. Gene Ontology annotation, molecular function: triacylglycerol lipase activity; apolipoprotein binding. The transcript is spliced from 10 exons.